Mizuhopecten yessoensis (Yesso scallop) is the source of this 14784-nucleotide messenger RNA. Its product is annotated as teneurin-m-like. The coding region runs from base 1143 to 9569 and encodes 2808 amino acids. The transcript is spliced from 33 exons. Gene Ontology annotation, biological process: motor neuron axon guidance. The record is from RefSeq and is a predicted model, not a curated record. NCBI's taxonomy places the organism in Eukaryota, Metazoa, Mollusca, Bivalvia, Pectinida, Pectinidae.
UAGCCUGCUAUACAGAGCCAGUACCACACCAGGCAACUCAGGGAUCAGUUGUGAUCGGUGACACUACAAGCAAACGGAUUACUCACACGAGGACAAGGAAUGUUGUUAGUUUUCAUGUACAUACACCCGUUAUUGUUAUUUAGAAUUGGCGAGGUGUGAGACAAUGGAUCACAGCGUACAGAGGUGAGAGUAACGUGUAUGUGUAUACACUCGCUACUACGACACGGUAUUACGUACCAUCCUGUUGUGUUUACAUUGUGACUCUCCACGACUAUACGGCACACAUCUAUCGGAGGAUUCCUUACACCGCUGUCGCCGAGCUAUUGUUAUCCCAGGGAUUUGCCCUGUGUGUUUACUUUCAAUUUAUCCUUUGGAUCGUACAAUUAUUUGUGUUUACACUCAGAUCUACCUGGGUGACACGGACUAAAAAAAUCUUUUGUGAAUGAUUGUUUAGCUGACUAUUUACGAUGACCUGAGAACUACGGAGUCUAGGAAGUCUGUCUGGGAUGACAAAGAGCUGGAGAUUUUCCCCUGUUGGAUAUUUUUAUAUGUGUUAGUGCAAACUACAGUCUAGUGCUUAUUAAUUCUUCUAUUCUGGAUCUCUUGGAGUUCUCAUACCAAUGAUACAGGUGUGGUGGUCUCUCCCAGACAUUAUAGCCACCCCCAGAUGCUGAAGUACUUGUAUCGGUUACACAGUCUUUGGGUAAACAUCACUUGUAACCGCUCGCCUGUGACAAAUCGGUAACAUUUCACCGGAGGAAAUUUAAAUUUGUGGAUUCAAAGGAAAUACAUUUUGCUACCGAAGACUGCGGGCUGACAGCUGCAACAGUAAAUUUGCCCCCUCCCAAUCACUGUGGAGUUCCCCUUCAGACGCCGGCCGUGACAGUUGCUACAGAGUCCUCCACCCACUUAUAUAACUAAAGCGAAACUGACGAAAUCUGCAGCAGGACCCAGGACUGUGAAAUAAUAUAUAUAUACCAGUGGAUUUUAACCAGUGUGUGUUCCCAGAGGAUGUGAUUGUAUGUUAUACUGGUCACCCGUGGACAUUUACAUGUAGAUGGUGGUCCAGGCCCUGCUGCUCCAGCUGUACGGAGUAUGACGAAUCUAUGUGAGCUUGGAAGUACAUAAAGCAAUUUAUUCACAUGAGGGAGAAACACCUCAGUAUGGACGGAAAUUCAAACUAUCGACCGAAACCUCAGCCUCGGGGGUCGUACAGACGAAGCCGCAUCAAGGACAGGGGGAGUAAGUCUUACAGCUCUUCAGAGGAAGAAGAGUUCCAUUCGGAUGACAAUCUGAGGCCGUAUGAAGAAGUCAAGGUUGCCCAUCACGAUAAGAAAUUAAACGGCUUGGGUUUGACUCCCAAUGAGCAUGACUUAACAGACGAUUACCAUGGCAACUCCCACCUCAGUAACGGUCACCUUGGUAACGACAAGUCACGCUUGUAUAGUUACAUGAGUGGCUCGGACGGCGAUAUUGACGACAUGGACCGGGCGUUGCAUCAUGCAUCGUUAAACGUCCACCACCAGGGGUCUCAGUGCUCAAUCUCGUCCAAUGAGAUGGACAGCAAGCACAUGCCGAGAACAGAAGCUGUGUCACAGUUGUCAAUGUCGGACGAUUCCGACCAGGAAAACAUCAGCCAUUCAAACUUACAUCAUGAACUUGCAGCAACAGCGCCCAUGUUGCCUCCCUGUCUGCCCAACCCCCCACCACCUCCACCCAUAGAAGACAUUCCACAGAGGACGCCGAUGUGUGUGACUCGACAGAGGUCUUUCGGUCCGUCACACAGGGGAAACUACUCUGAUGCCGAAACGUGUUUGUGUAGUAGACAUUACGCAGAGUCGCAUAUAGCGGCCAUGCAACAAAGGGGACAUUACUCUGACCCGGACAACCCCGCACGGGUACGGCAGUGUGCAUAUUCGGAAGGAGAAAGCGAUUUUGAGCCACAUUACUUAGAACAAACUGCAUCAGGAAAUGUAUUUAUACCAGACGGCCAUCCCAGGUUCCCUCGAACAGUGCCAAGGUCAGGGUCGGUGCCAAUGUCAAGGUCGGGAGAGAUGGUUGAUCCACAGGCGGUGUGGGUCCCGCCUGGCUCCAAUACAGUUCCAGCUCACUUUUCAAACGGAGAAAAUCAAAACAUGAACCACUUAGACAAUAGACACGCAUUUACGCAUACACACUUCGGCUGCCAACAGGGGGCGCCCCCGCCGGGGGUCGUGUACCCCCAACACAUGUCCCAGGAUUAUUACUCAAAGUUUAGCAACACUAGUCAUCGGAUGAAGGAGAAGUUGGAGAAACGUUGUUCCUGGAAGUGGACGGCGGUCAUUCUUAUGGUCAUCUGUGUUAUUCUGCUCGCUUGUGCAGCAUGUUUCGGAGCCAUGUUGUUAUUUGAAGAAAAAGAGAUGGUAGCUACAGAAAAUGGUCAUAGUGCCUUGAAUUCUAGUCGAACAGGUACAAGAGUGAAUCCAAAUUUCCAAAAUCCUUUGUUAUUCCAAGUUGGAGAUGUGAAGCAAACAAAAAUACAACCACAAUCGUUUUGGACAAUGAAGUUUAUGCAGAAAGAACCAAAAUUUAUCAAGUUUAAUUUUUCAAUACCUGGCAGUGCAAUGCUUGGUUUCUAUGCGAGAAGACAUGCGCCUCCGACAAUAGCACAGUUCGACUUCUUUGAGGUCUUCGACGGAAGUAAAAUCACACCAUCCUCGAGAAACAAAAGAGCUCUAUCAAAGGACAAACGAAGCUAUAAUGGUAAAGAUACGGCAUUAAUUCAUUAUAUGGAAGAGGGCAACUGGUAUGUCGCAGUGUUCAACGACCGCAAUGAGCCAGAAUACAUCUCCUUCAAAACGGACGUCUACGAUACACUAGGUACAGACUGCCCUAAUGACUGCCACGGACAUGGGGAAUGUUUCAAAGGUCAAUGUCGCUGUUUCCCUGGAUACGCUGGAUGGGACUGUUCACAGACGAAGUGUCCCGUCCUGUGUAAUGGUAACGGUCUAUACAUCCGCGGAACCUGUCGCUGUCACGAGGGAUGGAAGGGGCCGGAAUGCGAAAUCCCCAUCCAUGAAUGCGAAGUCCCGAACUGCAACGGGAAUGGAAAGUGUGUCAACGGACAGUGUGUGUGUUUACCUGGGUAUAAGGGGCCUCACUGUGGACUAGUUGACUGUCUUGUCCCUAACUGCUCGGGUUAUGGGGUCUGCCAUCUUGGAAACUGUGUAUGCCAAAAAGGGUAUAAGGGUUCAGACUGUAGCCUUCCCGAUAAACUAAACAUCAGCCAGGUCUGUGCCCGUGACUGCUCGGGUCACGGCACUUAUGACUUAGAGUCUGACACAUGCCUUUGUGAAAGGUUCUUCGCAGGGCCGGAUUGUGAGACAGAAAUAUGUCGCCUGGAGUGUUACCACGGACACUGUAUGAACCAGAAAUGUUUGUGUGACGAGGGUUGGGGCGGAGCCCUGUGCGACCAGCUAAGUUGUGACGCACGCUGCGACGGACUGCGCGGUAUCUGUGACAACGGAACAUGCAUCUGUCGGAAAGGAUGGAACGGAGAUCACUGCACACUAGAUGGCUGCCCUAACUCCUGCAGUAACCAUGGAGACUGCCGCCUUUUCUCUCAUGGCUGGAUGUGUAGCUGUCAUCAUGGGUGGAAAGGAGAGGCUUGUGCGAUCACUAUGGAGAUGGUGUGUCAGGACGGGGAUGACAAUGACAGAGAUGGGCUGUCUGACUGCCUAGACCCCGACUGUUGUCUAGACUCCGCCUGUGAAGACAGUAACUACUGCCAGAUGGCCCCAGAUCCUCUCGACAUCCUCCUCCGCAAACAACCUCCCAGCUCCACUGCCUCCUUUUACGAGAAAAUGAGGUUCCUCAUCGAGGAAAACAGCGUUCAGAUUGACACCUCCAGGAACGGUCUCAGUGAAAGCCAAGUUUCCUUGAUCCGUGGACGAGUGAUGACCAAAGACUGGACUCCACUUAUUGGUGUGCGGGUGCACGUGGCACGGCAGCCUCUUUAUGGAUACACGCUCACGCGAAGACGUGGACAGUUUGACAUCCUUGUGAACGGUGGAGGAUCGGUGACUUUGGAGUUCACCCGCCAACCAUUCCAGUCACACAGCACGAGCGUCCUAGUCCCGUGGAACCAGAUCCUCACGCUCAACACAGUCAUCAUGGUCCAACAGAUGGAAUCUAACCUCCCUCCCGAGCCGGUCGUCUGCGGGGUCAUGCACGACUACUAUAGCCUCCAGCCGGUCGUUCUGUCCACCUGGCAACACACACAGCUUGGAGCAUGCCCGGAGAAGAGUACGAUCAUUCCUGAAUCACAGGUGGUGCAGGAGAGUCUGAUCAUACCGUCCACCGAUGUCCACUUGGUUUACCACAGUAGCGACACCCCUGGGUACAUGUCGGUGAUCCUCAUCCAGAUGACCCCGAGCGUAAUUCCCCCCAAUCUAGCCCUGGUUCACCUCAAGGUGUCCGUUCAGGGCAUAGACAUGGAGAAGACCUUCGAGGCCGACCCUGGCCUCAAGUACACAUUCUCCUGGGACAGAAAGAAUGCUUUCCGCCAGGAUGUGUAUGGGAUAGUUCCAGCCAGAGUCCAAGUCGGCUACCAGUACAGUGGAUGUAGCUUCAUCUACUGGGAGGUUCGCAGCACCACGAUGAGUGGAUAUGACCUGGCUUCAUCUCAGAUUGGCGGCUGGAAUAUUGACAUACACCACACGUACAACUUCCAGGAAGGAAUUCUUCACAAAGGAGACGGCACAAAUAUCUACCUCAAAGAAAAGCCCAAGAAAUUGGUCAAUAUCCUUGGGAACGGUCACAGGCGGAAACUAGAGUGCGACUCGUGUAACGGACGUGCCCGUGACAACCGUCUUCUUGCCCCUGUGUCAUUAGCCAGUGGACGGGACGGAAGUCUGUACGUGUGGGACCUCAACUACAUCAGGAAGGUCAACCCGAGCCGCUACGACAUUGCCAGUAUCCUCAAGACCAGUACGAUCUCCACAUCGUACAAGCCAUACAUGACGGUCAGCCCAGUGGAUGGUCACUUGUACGUGUCGGACUACAUGAAUCACCGGGUAAUCAAGGUCGCCACCAUGGGACCCGUUCGUAUCCUCGACAGUAACUACGUGAUCAUCGCUGGCAACGGAGAGGAAUGUAUCCCUGGGGCAAUAGACAGGUGUGGUGAUGGCAAGCGUGCGAUCAACGCCAGGCUUGUACAUCCCAAAGGUAUAGCCAUUAGUAAGGAGGGUGUGAUCUACAUCGCUGACAACCUGAACAUCCGCAUGGUGACUCCCGAUAAAACCAUCCACACCUUGAUCGGUUCACAGGGACAGCCGCGAACCUGGGAACCCAUGUCUUGUGAUCACAGCCAGCCGGCAGAGGAGAUCCGACUUCAGUGGCCCACUGACCUGGCUAUAGAUCCUCUGGACGACUCACUUCACAUUCUAGACAAGAACGUCAUCCUCAAACUGACCAAGGACGGCAGUCUUAUCACCGUUGCCGGACGUCCACUAAACUGUCCAUUCAGAAAAUCCAGUUUCCUACCAACUGGGGUACUGUCUGAUCAGGAACAAGCAUCCAACAUCGCAGCUGACAUCAAGCUUGUAGACCCCCAGAGUAUCGCAUUCGGACCCCAGGGCGAAAUGUACAUUGUGGAGAGUGACCGACACAGUAUAAAUCGCGUUCGAGUGGUCACUACUGAUGGACAUAUCCAUCACUUUGCCGGGACGAAAUCGAAGUGUGACUGUCAGACAAUCACGUGUAAGUGUUACGACUCCAAGGAGACGCUCGCCGCCCAAGCUCUGUUCAAGGAGCUGACCUCAAUUACUGUGACCCCUGAUGGAGUCGUACACAUUGCCGAUGCUGGAAAUCUGCGUGUGUUCUCCGUACUUUCAGAACUUCCCGAAGCAGACCAGAGCACCAGACAGUACGAAGUUGUCUCCCCAGAAACACACGAGGUCUACAUUUUCAACAGCUAUGGUCAGCAUCGCCACACAGUUAACAUCAUGACAAACCAGUAUGUGUAUAAUUUCACGUAUAACGUGAACUCUUUCUACGGGAAACUGAUCUCCAUUGACGAUGACGUCGGCAACAAGAUCAAGAUCACUCUUGACCGAGAAACCAUGGCAAAAGAAAUUAUUUCGCCAGACGCUUCAAAAUGUGACUUGGAAAUGAACAAUAUUCGGAAGCUAUACAGUUUCCGUGCCAACAACUGGACAGCCACUUUCACGUAUUCGGAGAGUACCGAGCUACUGGAGUCUAAAUACCUAUCGGACGGGAAGGCCUACACUUACAGCUACAACAGCCGAGGCAGACUUCUGGAGGUCCGUCAGCCAACAGGGGAGAUAACCACCUUAACAACAGACGUCAAUACCACAGGUUCCAUCGUCCGCAUCACCACUGAUAACAGUGAUGCGGUUGCUAUGGCUACAUAUGGCAGUGUGCAGUCAGUUAUGCAUGUAAUGACCGAAUCUGGGAAUGCCGAAACCAAGGUUACAUAUCUACCAGAUGGCGCUGUGGUCGUUGUGUUCCCUAGCAACCUGUCCAUCUCCAUAGAGUCUGGCGGGCAUCCGAUUCUCGCCAACGAGUACCGGAUGCAUUUCAAGCGCAAAGUCAUUGCGCCUAAUAAACUUGUACAUAAGCUUGAAUGGCGUUACUAUCUGCGGCGUAAAGGUCGCACGCGGCAAAGUAAGGUGGUCGAGAGGAUCGGGCACCGUAUGAGGGUAGGAGCUCCUUUCUCCUCAAGGCAUGCCAGAAUGCAUGACUCGCAUGAUGAAGAUGAAGGAUCAUACAAAGGAAAAGCCCUUCUGAUCAAUGGUGAAAACCUGCUGACUGUCGAGUACGAUCGGGAAACCCACACGGAAAACAUCAUGGGAAAAAAUCUCCUGAAAAUUAUGUCCAUUUUGUACGAUGGAUCUGGACAGCCGACCCAUAUACGCCCAAACAAUCGCCAUCACGGCAUGAAUAUUACGUACAGCAAAGAAGGGCGGAUAACCCACUGGCAGUACGGAGAGAUACGUGAAGAUCUGAUAUACGACGACGAAGGUCUGCUGCGAGAGAAGUCUUCAUCCAGUGGGGGCGCUCAGUACAGAUUUAGUUACCGAGUCGGAAAAGUGCCGACAGACAUUAUCUUACCUAAUGGUCUACAAUACAUGAUGCAGUACGACUCUCAGGGAUAUUUGGUAAGAGUCCGAACUCCAGGGCUCGGGGAGCAUUUCUUUACCCGAGUCAUGUCAGCAGGGAUUCAGCGAUUUCUAUAUCGAGUCCCAGAACUAACGUUCCCCUACACAGAAGAAUACGAUGGAAAUGGAAAGCUACUUCAAAUUAUCUACCCGAGUGAGAGACGACGAAUUAUCUACCGGUACAACAAAUUUGCCCAGCUAAGUAAAAUCAUGUUCGACGAGACGGAAAUCAACAUGGAGUACGAUCCACAAGUCUCCAAGGUGUCGGCGUCCGAGGUUCUCAGCGGGCCAUAUGACUGUCGUGAAAGCUACACUUACACAGCUUCCCUGGUCAAAGACUAUACUGUAGAAUUCGCUAGGGAUCGACGCCUGCUUGGUGUGAAAUUUUCAUACACCUACGACAAGAAUUUCCGACUAAAAUCCAUCAAUGGAUACUUCCGUGAAAAUAUGACGAGUAAUUCUGACAUGUCAUACGAUGAGGAAACGGGUAAACUCCGAACUCUGAAGUCUCUGUCAAUGAACUGGCCUCUGUUUGACAUUGAAAAGAUAACGGGAAACAACAUGACAUUUAACCGGGAGUACGACAGCUACGGACGACUUUCUAGUGUCAUAUACAGGUUCGGGGAACAAGAGCGCUUCUCCCUACAGAUUGGCUACGACUUGGAGAACCGCAUACACCACUGGAAUUGCCAGAUCGGGCCCGCCACCACCAGGAAUAUGCAGUACGUGUAUGAUAUUAACGGCAAUGUGAUCGACGUGCUCCUGAACGGCCAGCCAACAUGGCGGUAUGGUUACGACAACAACGGAAACAUUAACAAGAUCACGGAGUAUAGCCUAACCAGAAAUCUAGAGUACGACAUCGGUGACCGAAUCUCAAAGUCUGGCUCUAAACGGUUCCGAUUCGAUAAGGAUGGCUUCAUGGUCCAACGGCAUGACCAGCACGUCGGAUUUAAUUCAAACGGUCAGUUGCGAUCCGUGUUCAAAACGGGAGAAUACCGGUACUUUUAUUUCUAUGAUGCUCAGGGUAGAUUGGUCAUCGAGGAAGAUGGGAGCGGCAAUGUGAAUCAAUUUUAUUACGGCGAUGUCACGCAACCUCAACGGAUCACACACACCUUCAACCAAAGUUCUGGUGACCUUACGCAGUAUCUAUAUGACUCGAAAGGGCAGUUAUUGGCCCUGGAGCGUCAAAACUCCCUGUACUAUAUCGCAACAGAUCCAAUGGGAACCCCCCUGGCUGUUCUCAACGCUAACGGCCACAUUGUCAAGCAACGUAGAUACGACCCCCUGGGACAACUAGAGACCGACACAAAUCCCAACUUUGACGUCUGUUUCGGAUUCCAAGGUGGUUUGUACAAUCCUAUGACACAGCUUAUCCUGUUCGGAAAGAGAGUUUACGAUACCGAAAACGGACACUGGAUUUCUCCGGAUUAUUCGAGUCUGCUGCGAGACCUCAACAAGAUUCCCUCCUCACCGAUGAUCACUAACAACUACCAGUACCACUACCCAAUCAACACCCACACCCGUCACAAAAAGUUCCCCAUGCUUGCGAUCACCGACUGGCUUCUGAUGCUGGGAUUCGAUUUGCGGAGUCUGGCACCUGAUAUAUCUUACACUGGAGAAAUUCGUCCAAAAGCACAUGACGUUAGUCGUCGUCUGCUGCCCAUGUCGUCAGCCUUCGAGUGUACAUUCCUUCGUGACAUGGAGAGUCUACUCACCAUGACAACCGUUCCGAAAUCAAAAGUUUCACCUUUGCUUGGUCACUUUGACCUUCAGCCAACUCCUAGACCCUUCAUGCUUGGGCCAAAGGUGACCUUGUCAUUUGUGAAGGGCAAAGCUGUGAUUCAUAUGGCCGCAAAUACGCCGAAAUGGGCCAAACAAUUGGCCGAGGUUUUGGUAAAUGGGUCAGAGGUCAUAGACCUUAGAUACAGUAUCCACGGCAAAGACAUCCACUACUUUAUAAAGACAGACGCCUCCAAAGCCGAGGAGGACUUACGAGCUCUAGACAUACACAGCACGUUCGUGCAGUAUGAAAAUUCCAUGAACAUCACCGUGAACAGGAUACAGCACAGUGAACGGUUUAGACUUAGUCCACACGCCGAGGUAGACAUUCGUAUCCACGGGGUGGACUCUGUGAUAAAUAUUCGGUAUGGGACGACAUUUGAGAGGGAGCGCCAGAGGAUUCUGGGCCAUGCCAAAGAGCGUGCCGUGUUACACGCGUGGGAGAGGGAGAAGUGGGUGUUGCAAAAUGGACUGACCACACAGUAUCGGUGGUCAGACAUGGAGAGACAACAAAUUCUGACCAGCGGCUAUGCCGAUGGAUAUGAGGGGCAUUACAUACGUAGUCCAGAAUAUUUCCCCGAACUCUCAGACGAUUGCAAUAAUAUCAGAUUUACGAAAAGCAGUAGGUAGCACACGUAGACCAUCAUACCAUCUUACAAUGGCCCAUCCCUCAAUGCUAAUAGUACUUACUUCAUUGAACGAGAUUCUUUUACUUGGUUUUGUUUUUUCGUUUCAUUUUUUUUUUUCGAGGAAGAAAAUCAAAUGUUACCUGUAUAUGAUGUGUUCAUGCACAACACGUGAGGAUCCCCGGAAUCGUGUUUAGUUUGGUGCUUACCUGUGCUGCACGAACCGUGGUGAUGUGCUAGCGCUGGAAUAGUGUUAUGUUGCUCAGUGUUGUAAUAUAUGACCGAGGAAAAUGACGAUUGUGAUUUGUGAUUCAAGAAUUCUUAUUUUAACUGAACUAUACAGUCUGUGUGAAGUUUGAAACUUGUCGACAAUCCUUGUGACAAAGCAAAAAAAUACCAGUAAAUUUUUAAGAGUUACAUUCAACUAUAAGUGCAGACACGAUUAGCAGAAGGCUUCAGACAAUGUAAAUUGGCCGUGCUAAAAAGUGAACCUGGUGAUUGUUGCCGUAUGGUAUAUCACAUGCCAUUCAAGAGAUGCAGGUACCUAGAAUAUUAUUGACAGAUAACACGGUCAAUAGAAGGCUUGAACCUGUUGGAGAUAAACCUGAUAAUUACUGCUGAAAUUUGGCCUAGCUUGAAGUGUGAUUACAAACAAGUAGAUGUCGCGUGGUGCAGACAUCACGGAGGUCAAGGCCAACUGAUGUCAUGGCAACAAGUUGCCACACUAGUCAUACGAGAAUCAAAAUUUGUUUUAUGUUUAACCAAAAUGUAGACCAAGUUAACUUGCUACUGCCCUGUGAUGGGGGACCCCUGUAGAACAGGGACACCCCUUGUAAAUGUGUAAUGUAUAUAUUGUAUCAUACUAAACUCAAAUAUUGGUCAAACAAGAUAUAUGAUAGACGAGGUAGGAUACUUCUAGUGGUUCUGUGACAACGCCAUUCCAAUGUAGUCAGCCGUUUUUGUUUUGACCUUCUAACAUUAUUGAUCAUACAUUGCGACUACUUUUGUGUCAGCGCCAAUAUUUUACCCCAUUGUGAUGUUUUUAUUUAAAAUCUCAAACAAACUAUUUUAUCUUCAUCAUCUGUAUUAUGAGAACUUGAAAUGUGUGCUGCAUAUGUCUCGUGAUAGCAGAGUGGCAUGCCAAAUUUGCUAAUUGAAAAUAUUGCAAUAUCUUGGUAAUACUAGUUUAGUCAAUGUUAUUACUUUUUUUCAUUUCAUAAAACAGCAUUAUUUAUCUAUUUAAUAUUUCAUUAAAAAUUUGAAAUAUUUUAAUCAUUUUUUCUUAAAUUAUUAAUACUUCAUUAUGAUUUGAAUUUAAGGCAGAAAAUGACCUUAAAACAUUAAGGAGUAUUUUUAAAGCACAACUGUCAUUUAUUAACAGUCUAUUUACAGGCAGAUUCGAUUCCAUACAGGAAAAUAGUUACACAAUUUCUGUUCAACAAAUGUACUGGAUUUGUUGUCUGUCUGAAAUGUAGACUUUGAUUCUCAACAAUCAAUAUGUUAUAUAUUAUGUCAUAAUUUGCAAUGUUAUUUAAAUUAUGAAUUUUUCAUCCAUAACAUGCAUUUCAUUCUCAAUCUGCAGUCUUCGAAAUAAAAUAAAUGAAAUAAAGUAAAUUAUUAGGCGACACUAUGAUAUAUUAUACCAAGGUGUAAGCGACGCUGUUCUGCAAUAUGUACUGUUAUCGUCCAUGACACCUUCAUUGAUCUAUAAAUGUAAUCUGUGACAUAUCACUCGUAUAACUAUUCGCUCGCAAGUCAAUCUGCAUUAUUAUAAAUAUCUCAUUUUCAUUGUGCCAAACAACAUACCGUCUAGUUGCCCUGUUUCGCGACCGGUUUAAUUUCGCAAGUUUUGUGGAUUUACUUGCAAAAUCCCAAAAAAGUGUGUACAUUUUCAAUAGACUGAGAUUUCUCAGUCUUCAUGAAAAAAUGUAUCAAAAUUUGCGCAUUUUAUUACCCACGAAAAAGAGCAACUGCGCGGCAGUGAGAGUUCGUUAUAAGUUUUUAGUUCGGUACUAUAUACAUUGUAGGUGUUCAUUUGUCGGCUGAAUUCACCAGCCUUUUUCUUUAUAGUGUUUUGCUGAACAUGAAACUAGUCCCAAAUGAUGUCAUGGAAAUUGUGUAAAUAGAUGACAAAUCUGUUUCCAUAGCAAUAUUGUGCUGUGGUGGUUGUUUACAUGUACGACUCUUACGUAUAACAUGUAUGCAUGUAUCGUAUCUUUGGACAGUAUGUAUGUCAGAUUGUAAAUCUUCCGUUUUUUUGUCCGUGUGCUAGACUUUCUGAUUUGUGCUUUACCAUUUUGUGAUGCAAGAACAAAUUUGGAAAAUUACCAAGUAUUACGGUAUAAAAAAUAGCAAAAUGUGUCACUGUUCAUAGCCUCGAAUAUAAUUAUUUGUCUUCGUCCUCAAAAAUACAAGAAAUGUACAAUAAAUAUAAUUAAUACAGUAUUGUGUAUAUUUCUAUGUUAUAAUUAUGGUCUUGGAAAUGACACUUUUUUAUGAUAUUCGACAUGAAAAGUCAAACAUCUUUUUUUUUACAAGAUAUUUUUCCUAAAACACAUCAUAUAUACCAUCAUUGUACCAUUUAACUUGUUUCCUUCUGAAUGGAGAGAAAUCAGGACCCAUAUUACCCAUGAAAAUGGUUGAUUCGUAAGGCGCCAGGAAAAACACCAGAUUUGUUUUAAUUAACUCAUUCACCCCUGAAGACACAUUUGAACUCCUCCAAUUCAAAGGUUGGUAUAGUUCAUUAUGAAAUUUCAGGGGUGAACGAGUUGAACAAAAUCUUAGUCAGUUUGCGGGUCAAACAAUUUGUGUUUUUGGUUAUUUUUGCAAAGACUAAUGAUUUUGGUUAUAUAACAAUCAAUUGUGACAGUUCUAAAUCAUUUAUUUAUCAACUUAAAAGUGUUUAUUUACAGUUUAUGUUCUGGUGACUUUGGAUUCUGCAGUAACUAUGAAGAAAAUAAUCAUGAUAAGUAUGUCAUGUAAAAUCCCUGAAGAGAAACAGCAGAAUCACAGAAGCGUAUCAGUGGAAUUACUGAAGCGAAUCAGUGGAAUCACUGAAGCAAAUCUGUAGAAUCAAAGAAGCGUAUCAGCAGAAUCAGCCAAGCGUAUCAGUAGAGUCACUGAUGCGUAUCAAUAGUAACAAUUAUCAUAAUGUAGUGCUGUUAUUAUGUUUUACAAAGUUAUUUUAGUUUUUUAUUUAAUUUUUAUUCAGAUCUAUGAUACUACUUUGAAAUCAAAGUUGAGAGACUAUAGUACUAUAUAAUAGUACCAUCACUCUCUCUGGUGUUGUGGGGGGCGGGGUACAGGUGAAAUGUGUUCAUUGAUAGCCAUCUUUAACUGUUGUGGGAAGUGUUUCUAGUAUGCAAUAAGUUUUAGUUUCAUACGCAGCUCAUUAGAAUGUGAAUUUAAAGACAAAUGAUAUUUAUAGAUAUGCAUGUUUUCAUCAAUGGUUGUACUUCCUGCUACCCCUGUUCCCAAUAAUUAAUGGACUAGGCCAUUUUACAUUUUUAGUUAAAGCGCUUACAAAAAAUGCUCAUGAAUAAGUGGAUUCUGGAAAAUGAUUUUGGCUAUCAAGCAAACACUAGUUAGGACAUAUUAAAAAUAAACAAAUAACUUAUAAAAUAUUUAUUUUGAAACUGUUGCAGAAAUAACUGACCAAUGAACAUGUUUCUGAAUUCCUUUAAUAUUUACAGAUAGUUUCCCACAGACUAUCAGCAAAAUUGAAAAAAAAAAUGAAAAAAAAAAUGAAAAUUUAUUAAUGAUCAUUUGGAGAAGUAAAAUAUUGUUUUUAAGUAAUCAACAUUGGAAAAUUCAGGUGCAGUCAUUUCAUCUUGGGAGCAAGGGGUAGCCAGUUGGUAAUUGUAGCAGUAUUCAUACCUACAUGUUGUAUAACGGAGCACCUGCAACCAAGUAACACACAAGAUAUCCCCAUCGUAACAGUAGUAUACAUAUAUUGUCUCCUAGCAACAAAGCUGAUAACGGAAGGGUAAAGAAAACGUAUUAUACCUCUAUAUAUGUUGUGAAUGGCAAUUAAAGGCUAUAUUUUUAUUUGAUUUUUUUUUAAAUGGGGGGUAAAGGGAGAUUUUGAUUUUCAAGAAGGGAGAUAACUCUCAGAGAAUGGUGAACCCCCUAUGAGGUGUGAAAGUAGAUGGAUAUUUUUAAUUCGUACGUUAACAGUUUCAGUUUAGGAUGUUAUUUCUUCCUUAAUUUUAUCAGAGGUAGUCAGUUGAGUUUCUAUUUAUAAAUGGUGCCAUAAUAUACUACGGACUGGAUACAUUGGGUAUAGUGUUCCUAAUAAAUUAUUGGAUCUUAAUCGGUGAACUGACAGAAGAAAUCGAUCAUUAAAUCCGACAAUAAUUUAGGGCUAUUCUUCUUUGAAUGUUUUUUUGCGUUAUUUUAAGAACAGUGUUGAGAUAUCUUUUCUUUUUGAGGAUUAUUUCUGUUGUGUUUAUUAUUUCACAAAUGAUAAGUCGAAUGCUGUGCAACUGAUAUAGAAAUACUCUGAUAUAUAUAUCGGAGCAAGUUCAUAUUAAUCGUUACAAUUUUCAAUACCAAUGUUUAUAGUAUCAAACUGAAUAUAAGUAAAAUUGAAUGAAAAUUAUAUAAAAUUCAAAAAUAAUGCAAUUAAAUGAGGAAUAUCAAAAUAUUUAGGUGGGUUUUUUUCCAUAUUUUUUUAAGUGAUUGCAAUUUUUUUUUUUAGAUAUACCUUAGUGUAUAUGCCGCUGUGAGAAUUGUGGCUGCAAUCAUCCUGUCUGUAGUGGCUGCUGCCAUAACAAUUGUGGCUGCAGUCAUCAUGUAUGUAGUGGCUGCUGCCGUGACAAUUGUGGCUGCAGUCAUCGUCCAGAUUUGAAAAUUGUGGCAGUAGUCGUAGUGGCUGCUGCGUAAGAAUUGUGGCUGCCGUUCUAUAUUUACAUACUGGCUGCUGCCAUGACGAUUGUGGCAGCAGUUGCCGUGAGAAUUGUAGCAGGAUUUUUGUGUUUGUACUGGCUACCAUAUUGGCUGCAUGUUAGGUUAUCUAUAUAUAUAUUAUAUAUAUGCAACUGUGUUUUGGAGGUGGGGACGCGUGUCCCCGUGUGUAUGGUGUGACUGAGAGUUAGCUGUCCUGUGUUAAUAUGUCAUUCAUCUCGUACUAGUAAACUUAUCAAAAACUAUCUUUAAACACCAUAAAUUUUCUAUUUAAAAUGUAAAGAAGAAAAAUAAAACAAAAAAUAUAAUAUCAA